GCCGGCCGGCUCUCUUCCUCACGCCGCCAUCUCAGUAUCUCACCUCACAUUGGUUGAUUCCUCUCUCUUCCGUCCUUCACUCUGUCCAUCAGCAGAUUUCGAUCAGCGUUUUGGUUUUGUGGGCAUCAGCAAGUUUUUUUAUCUGCCUUUUCUUUUCGGUUUGUUUUUGGUUCUAUGACUCUGAUGGUGGAUUUGAGUUGCAUAUUGUCGGGUUGAGGACUGUGAAGAUUGUAUCUAUUGGUCUCGUUCGUCGUAACUGGCAUCUGUUUGCCUUGCCGACCAUCCUGAUAUAUCACCACCCAUAUUCCGAGUCCUCUACUCAGCCGCAAUCACUACCUAGUACCCAUCGAGAUUUUAUUUUGUUUGUUCUGCAUUUUUUUUCUCAGAUCUGUUGGGUUUUCUGACCGAUGAUUAAAUUAAAAAAAUAGACAAGCAUAUGUCUGAAUCCUUCUGUGUGGAAAAGCCUAAUCUUCUCUAUGAGGUCAACUAGAUCUUUUAGUCUUUGUCUUUAUUUUUUAUUUUUUUGGAUUUACUUGGGUUUUGAUUCCAUUGGGGCCUAGGAUUAACCAUUUGGAUGUUAUAUUUGUAUGAUAUAUUUGUGAUUACAACACCAUUACUGCCUUCCUUCUGAGGCCUCUUUACGUUUGUAUCUUCUGGAAUUCAUGUUUUUUUUGUUCAAUCUAUAUUCUCUAAGUUCGCGGAGAUUGAUUUGUGCUGUAAGGUCGGGUGAUGAGUACCAGUGCAUAGUUCAGAUGAUCUAACCCUAGUGGUUGUGAUUACUUCGAAUAAAUAGUCUUUCGCUCCUAACUGACGACCAUAUCAAAACCCAAUCUCUGGACUUUGGUGAAGCUCAAUUUUUUUUGCCAGUUUUGUUCUUUAUAUUUUCUUUCAUGCUUAAAUUUUAGUAUACUUUCAUGGAAUGAUAUAUUUUUAUGCAUGGGCCGAGGGGUUUUUUUACUGCCUAAUUCAUUGUCGUCCAGGAUUUACUCGAGCUGUUCUGAUCUCUCUAUUUUAAAAGAGCUUUUCUCAUUGUGGAGUCUAAGAUGAUGUUGAAGAUUUCGAACCUGUAAUCAGUUUGAAUUUUUGAAGUUAAAGUCUGAUAGAUGCUGCCCCUAGCAGUAAGGAAGAUUUAAAAUUUGUAAUUACGUUGUGAAAGGAAGAUGCAGUAGCAUUGAAUUUAUUCCUUAGCUUGCCCUGUAAAUAUCGUUCGAAGGAUUUAUUAGGCUCUUGAUCAAAAACGUUCGUUCAUUUUAAUGAUGUUUGAUCACCUGAUGUACUACAAAAUUGUUUAUACGAAACAAAUGUAAAUGUUCUAAUUAACCAAGUUCAAAUUCGUAUGAUUCAAAGUGAAAUAUUUGUAUGUUGAGAUAUCAUUUGUGCAGAGGUUUUCUGUUGUUGCGUGAGCGAAGAUGGAAAAGCAUCAGCCGAAGCCGUGAGCCUACUGUCCGGGGGGCUGCUGGGGUCACGCCACAGACUUCACCCACUCCAAAUUUUAUGUUAUUAGGUCUAAUUUUUUUUAUGUCAAAUUUUAUGUUAUUGGGUCUAAAAUUUGACUAUAGUCAAAUUUAUUUUAGAAUAAAUUUAUUUUAUUUCGAAAUAUUUUUUAAUUAUUCUAGUAACUAGUAAUAAAAAAAUUGUUUGGAAAUAUUUUUUAAAAAACAAUAAAAAUAAUUAUUAAACUUUGUGUGAUGGUUUGAUUCUUUUAUUAGCCCAAGCCCAGAUCGGAAAUGCCUGGGCACGAGCUACGCGUUCUGUUCUCUUCGGCCCAUUUAGCAAGCCCGGAUUGGAAAUGCCUCGUCCCGAGCUACGCGUUCUGUUGUCUCUAUGGCCCAUUUUACCUGGACGAUAUCACUGAAUGAGACUGGUUAUUGGUUUAGCUCAACCCCGCUCUGGUCAAACCCCGAUCGACGUUGUUUGGUUAUGGUAGAAUGUACACCAACCGAUGUAUCCUGUCUAUAGUCUCAGCAAUAAAGACUAAGUUGGCUCGUUAGUCGUUUAAUCUAGAUUUACUUAGUUAAGCUCAGUCUUCGUUUCUAAAACAAUCUGGGUGAGCCCCUACUUUCUCGCGGCAUGCAUAGUUGAGCUCAGCUAGUGGCUUCCCCACCCCGCGUCUCCAAUUCGUAAGCCGGUAGGCGUUUCGGUAUAUCGCCUGCCGAGCUUCGGAAGAGGUAAAAACAAACAGUAUCCGGGGUGGACGGGGCAGUUGAGCUGCAACCACGCUCAUGCAGCGGUGGUUGGGUUGCGGUCGCUGGCCUUCCCUCACCUCGCCGUCGCCGCGCUCCGUUCCUCCGGUCUCCCGUGUAUCGCGCCCAACGCCUCACCUUCCGGCGUCCUCCCCCUCACACGCGCGCACCCGCCAGUCCCAGCUACCGCGCAGCCGCGCCCCCCUAUUCCCUUACAUUAUCCAUCCAUCCCGCGGCCCACCUCGAGCUCCUCACGUGACCUCGUGUGCAAGUGCGGCCGAUGGAAGACUCGCCGCAAGGAGGCAGCAGCCAGCAGCAGCCGGAACCCCAGCUGCUGCCUGCUCCUGCUAGGUUGCUCGCCUCGGCCUCGCAGGUGCCGCAGCUGGACUGGGCGUCGCUGCUCCUCCCGCGCGUGCCGGGGUCGUUGCACGAUGUUGGGGCGAUGUCGUCGCAGCAGCAGGAGAUGGCAGGGGCUAGUGGUUGUAGCAGCAGUACAGCAGGGGAUGGCGACGGGGAGACGGAAGCUGGGGAGAAGAGCGGCGGCGGGACGAAGGGGGAUAAGAAGAAGACGAAGAAGAAGAAGGUGAGCCGGCCGCGGUUCGCGUUCCAGACGCGGAGCGAGAACGACAUCCUCGACGACGGCUACCGGUGGAGGAAGUACGGCCAGAAAUCCGUCAAGAACAGCGCCUAUCCCAGGAGCUACUACCGGUGCACGCACCACACGUGCAACGUGAAGAAGCAGGUGCAGCGGCUGGCCAGGGACACGAGCAUCGUGGUGACCACGUACGAGGGCGUGCACAACCACCCCUGCGAGAAGCUCAUGGAGGCACUCAGCCCCAUCCUCAAGCAGCUCCAGCUCCUCUCCCAGCUACAGUGCAGCACCAAUCAGCUCAUCUGAUGAGCUAGUACUAUUCAUCUGACGCAGAUGACAGCGUGCAUAUAUAUAGUCAGCGCGAACUAAUGCAGAUUAAUUUAAUUAUUGCCCCAAGUGUACAAAUAAAAGUAAAAACACGAUCUAGAUCGGGAAGAGAAGGAAAUAGUAGACUGUCCUACCUCCCAGAUACAAAUUAAAUGUGUUCCUUCUUGUUUCAUGCAUGUAUCAAAAAAACUUGUGUGUAGGCACUGAUGCA
This is a messenger RNA of Panicum virgatum (switchgrass), 3313 nucleotides long. Its product is annotated as probable WRKY transcription factor 24. The transcript is spliced from 2 exons. Gene Ontology annotation, biological process: regulation of DNA-templated transcription. Gene Ontology annotation, molecular function: DNA-binding transcription factor activity; sequence-specific DNA binding. The record is from RefSeq and is a predicted model, not a curated record. Bases 2464 to 3081 code for a protein of 205 amino acids. NCBI's taxonomy places the organism in Eukaryota, Viridiplantae, Streptophyta, Magnoliopsida, Poales, Poaceae.